UUUAUGUUUGUAAUUAUUUAUGUACUUUAUAAAAUAGUUUAUAAACAAAUUCCAUACAAGUUGACCGGUUAUGAGGAGGAGCGAUCAAAUCCUGCAUAAACAGGGAAGACACUUCUCACGGGCUGCGUCCAAAAUCCCCUAUAUCACCCAGUAGGAUCUGCAUUUGAUUUGACUAGUAUGAAUCAUAGACUGUAAAGAAGUAUGUGAGACAUAACCAGUUAUGCACAACCCCAAUCCUGCAGCCCCUCGUUAGUCAUAGAAGACACCUUCAUUAGUCUGCGCUGUUACUUGUUUUGUUUGCGUUGCCAUUGAGAUAUCGCUGGACCAAUGAAAUCGAGCCAGAACCACGUGGUUGGAAGCACAGGAAGAAAGUAGAAAAACACCAAGUGACGUAAAAUGAGUAGACAUUUACUUUCGAUUUGUAGUUUCAAUAGACCAAAUGCUCGCGAAAACACCUCAUAUCUCCAGGAGCUCGUCGUGAGAAAGUUCUGAAAGAACGCUUCACUGAAAGGAGGAGAUGGACGAGGAGAUGGACAUGGACAUGUGUUUUCAGAGAGCGCUGCUGAGAGUGCAGGAGUCACUCAGUGCGGAUGAGCUGCAGGAUCUGCUGUUUCUGUGCUCGGAUCUGCUCUGUUCACGAGACCUCAACACUGUGAGCUCCGGACGCCAGCUCUUCACGCUUCUGCAGAACCAGGACCUGCUGUCAUUGGAGGAUCCAUCGCUGCUUAUAGAGCUGCUGAGCAUCACCAAACGGACCCGUCUCAUGCGCAGUCUGCAGUCGGAUGCUUGUAUGCAAACCAGUGGCACAGCUGAUCAGCCACUCCAACAACAGCAGCGCAUCUCCAGAUACAGACAGUUUUUGUAUGAGCUGUCAGAGUCCAUCUGCGAUCAGGACCUGAAAAACAUCAAGUUUCUACUAAUGAAAACGCUGUCACGCAAAAAACUGGAGCAGAACUUGACGCUGUUGCAGCUGUUUCUGGAGAUGGAGAAGGAGGACCUGCUGGGGGAAAAUAAUUUGGACGUCCUGCAGAGGAUUUUUGCAGAUAUCUAUCCCGCUUUAGGAAGAAAAAUUAAUCAGUACAAAGAAGAGAACUUAAAUGGAGUGUUUAUCGCUCAGGAGACUGAGGGGAUUUCAUCUAUAGCAGAUUUGCCGUCAGCACAGACUUCACUCUCGUCAGUUGAGAUGAUAGAUAGGGAGAUGGAUGAAAUUACUCUAAAUGAAAACGCUUCUGGGUUUAGCGGAGAUAACAGCCAGCAUUCGGAUUCAGUCAACUCAGGAAUCAUCAGCGAGAGUUCAGAAAUGCCUCAGAUUGAGAAUUCGAUGGUGGAGCAGUAUGAGAUGAAGGGGGAACGGAGAGGAGUCUGCCUGAUCAUCAACAACUAUGACUUCAGUGCCUGCGGAUGGCUGAACAGAGAGGGAACAGACAUCGACCACGACAGUCUGCGGGACGUGUUUGAGUGGCUGGGCUUUGAGAUCUUGACCCGUCGGGACUGUACAGGAGAUCAGAUCCUGCAGGCGCUGAUGGAUCUCUCGACUCAGGAUCACACACAGGCAGAUUGUGUCGUCUGCUGCAUCUUGAGCCAUGGACGUCUAAACGAUAUCAUUGGCGUAGAUGGAAAAGCUGUCCCUUUUAAGGAGCUGAUGGAGACCCUGAGUCCCUUUCGGUGCUCCUCGCUGUACCAGAAACCCAAGCUGUUCUUCAUCCAGGCCUGCAGGGGCACUCAAAACCAGCGAGCAGUGUUUCCUCAGACAUUCACUGAAGAUGAAGACGUGCUGGCCAGCGAUGCAGGAGUGCCCAGAGACUCAAUACCUGAGAUGGCGGAUUACCUGAUGGCCAUGUCCACUGUGCCGUGGUACGCCUCGUACAGGGACAAAUCCAAGGGAACCUGGUUUAUACAGUCCCUCUGCGACAACCUGAGACUGCUGGUGCCCCGGGGGAACGAUCUGCUCUCCAUCCUGACCAAGGUGAACGCUGAUGUGAGCAAAAAGUCUGAUAAAAGUGGUUUGAAGAAGCAGAUGCCACAGCCGGAGUUCAGCCUCACCAGGACGGUGGUUUUCCCUCCGCCAGGGCUUCCUUGAUGAUGCUCCAAACUGCAAACUGCUACCUUUCGUACUUUGAUUUACAGUCUUGUUUCUAGUCUGAAUAUCUAAACAUUCUUAAAUCAAGACAAGUAAAACUUGUCUUGUUUCCAGAAAUAAUGAGUCAAAAUGAAGUGAGUUUUCCCUUACAACAAGCUAAACAAUCUGCCAAUGGGGGACUGAAAUAAACCUGUUUUUCUUUUUGACGUUAUAGUAUUUCACUCACCUCAAUGGCAGAUUAUUUCAAUAGUAUCUGGAUGAUGCAAACAGAAACUGAUCGCUCAGACAUGCAAUGUCAGACACAAUGCACUCCAUGCAGCUAGUGACAUCAUGGGGUUAGGGGUGGGGUAAGGUAAGCGCAUUAAAAAGCAUUGGAUGCAGCUCAGAUUGCAUCUGCAGCCAGACCCCUCUCGAUUAUUUUGCUUGUUUUAAGGGAAAACUCACUUCAUUAUUUCUGAAAACAAGUCAAUGUGAUUUGCUCUUGACAUGAGUGUUUAGAUAUUUGGACUGGAAACAAGACAUAAAAAAAAUCUAUGCAAAAACAACCUCUCAAAGCCUCCAGCAGACACAAGCACACCGCUGUUCUGCAGCCAUGUUUACAGGAUGAGCUGGAGUCCUGAUGAGAUUUACUUGAAUAUUGUAAACAAAGGCUUUUCUUACUUUGAAUUUGGCUGUCCUUUCUUGUUUAAAUAUUAAAAAAAAUCUUAAACCAAGAAGCAUUUUUAGACAAUUUAAAAAUACAGCUUUUCUUUCAGAACUAAUGAGUCAAAAUGAAGCGAGUUAUUCUUUAAAACAAGCAAAAUAAUCUGCCAGUGAAUACAAUCAUUCUACCUCACUUGUUCAAAGGAAAAACUCAUGCAAUUUUGGCAUUAUUACU
This is a messenger RNA of Danio rerio (zebrafish), 2957 nucleotides long. The record is from RefSeq and is a predicted model, not a curated record. NCBI's taxonomy places the organism in Eukaryota, Metazoa, Chordata, Actinopteri, Cypriniformes, Danionidae.